Messenger RNA from Dicentrarchus labrax (European seabass), 7605 nucleotides. Its product is annotated as arf-GAP with Rho-GAP domain, ANK repeat and PH domain-containing protein 1. The coding region runs from base 205 to 5103 and encodes 1632 amino acids. The transcript is spliced from 34 exons. Gene Ontology annotation, molecular function: GTPase activator activity; phosphatidylinositol-3,4,5-trisphosphate binding; protein binding. NCBI's taxonomy places the organism in Eukaryota, Metazoa, Chordata, Actinopteri, Moronidae. Gene Ontology annotation, biological process: signal transduction; positive regulation of GTPase activity. The record is from RefSeq and is a predicted model, not a curated record.
UGCUGCUGCUUUUCGUCCGUGUGAAAAAUGUUAUCCGCUAUUCGGCGUCGCAGUCGUGGCCACUAAUUUUUACCUCAAAAACCAAACGGCAGCGUACUUCAGUGAGUUGAACACUUGGGAAGACUUGAAAAGGGUUGCGUAAGCCAUGAUCUGAGGUGUGAAAAGUCUGCAUUGUCUGACUGGACGCUGGAGUUACCAUCACUCAUGCUGCACGCACACACACCAGCAAUGUCUCAUCCUGAAUCCUGUACGACUGUGUGGGACUGGUUAUGUGUGCUGCGUCUGGAGCAGUAUUCUGAGGCAUUUCAGAGCGCCGGGCUGGAAACGUUACGACAAUGUCGCAGCCUCACACAAGAUCAGCUGGAGCAGAUGGGAAUCACCCUGCCAGGUCACCGGAGACGCAUCCUGGCUAGCCUGAACAAAACGCAUGGUAAUAAUGACACACAGUCUGACACACAUGCUCACCCUGUACAGUCUCAACAAGAUCAGAGAUUGGAGGAAACGGGACAUGUAAAAGUGUUGCAGAGAGAGAGACCUGUGCCGAUCCCAGUGGAAGAAAAACCUGUUCUUAAGGAAAUGAAGAAAAGAGAUGAAGAGACAUUGAAACCUACACCCAGGGAAAGAGAGAAACCAGUCCCCAGAGAGAGACAAGUGUCCAAGAUGAAAGAGGAAAGUGGAGGAGGAGAGAAGAAGCCAGUUCCUGGACAAAGACAAGUAGUGCCUAGAGGAGGAGGAGGAGAAGAGGAGGAGAGGGAUGGGGGAAUAGAUGGAGAGAGAGAGAGACCUGUUCCUAAAGAGAGGACUAAGUUUCGCCCGGGUCCUACAGUGGACUGUCACUCCAACUCUCUUGUCCCUCCAGUGUCUGACACCUCUUUACCCCCUGUCCCCCCACGCAGCACCCUCAACUGCCCCCCACAGCCGUUCACCUCUCCCCUGAGCCCCUCACUUCCUGCUCGAACCCCUGUCUCCCCUAAACGGGACAGACCCGCACUUAAAGCCCCGGCUAUACAGAGCAGAUCUGUGUCCCAGAGUUCCUCCCCCACCAGCACCCCUACACAUUCCCCGUCACAAGCACCUCUCCACCCUCCCAGUUGCCCCCCUGCCCCAGCUCAGCCUCAGACGUUAGCCAUUCAGCCAGCUGGCCAACAUUUAGGUAGUGAUGAAGGAAGAAAGUCUUCACCUGUCUCCCCCAUCACUUACCCCAGUGACGACAGAAAUGCUCCACCUCUCCCUCCAAAAGCAGGGGCAGUACCCAAAGGCCCUCCACCAAUCCCACAGCGAUGUCCUGCACAGUCUCCCAUAACUCACAGCCCCUCUCCCACUAAGACAACUGCUGAUGAGAUGCAGAAAGACCAAACUCCACAGGUCCCACCUCGCAUCAGGAUACCACAAACUGUCGAAAACACACAACAGACAACUCAACUUGACACUCAGCCGGCUCUGCCCUCCAAGAGGGUCUCCCAACCUCCCCGGUUGAAUUCACUCAAUGAUAAUUCUGAUGAAUACGAGGAUCCAGAUUUGUUUGUCCCCAGUGGUCUUCGAAUGAACGCACCAGACACGGAUAUGUCACUGCAAGUGCCCGGACAGCCAAAGAAACGAUACAAUUCUUUGUGCAGCGACGAUGAGAUGUUGGAUGAUGAUGAGCCUACCCUAUGGCAGGAUGGGAGCAUUAGCAACCUCCAAGGCAGUGUCUACCUGCCAAACUCUGGCAGACUGUCAUCAGCCUCUAAAGAAGACAGCUCUCAGCUGGAUGCUGUCAUCAAGAUGGGCUGGCUGGACAAGAAUCCACCUCAGGGGGCCCUUUAUUAUCAGAGACGAUGGGUAAAGCUGGACGCUGACUACCUGAGAUACUUUGAUAAUGACAAGGAGGUGUAUUCUAAGGGCAUCAUCUCUACUGCUUUCAUCACUAAUGUGACCAGUGUGGGAGAGCUGAAGUUUGAGGUGGUCACAAGCAAUCGAACAUUUAUCUUCAGGGCUGAAAGUGAAGUCGAGAGAAACGACUGGGUGACUGUACUGCAGGACUGCACCAGGGGGCGCCAGCCGCGCAACACCAUGAGUCCUAGCUCUCCUUUGACCCCAGACUAUCAGGGCUGUCUGGAGCUCAGAGGCUUACGUUCAAAACUUUAUACUGUUGUCGCCUCAGAUAAAGUCUUCCUCUACAAAAACAGUGAGGACUAUCGUAUAGGUGUGGGUAUCACAUCCAUCGAGAUGAAUGUAGGAAAUGUUAAAGACACAGAUCGUCGGAGCUUUGAUCUUACUACACCUUACCGCAUAUUCAGUUUCAUCGCAGAGUCGGAGCAGCUGCGAGAGCAAUGGGUGGAUGCCAUGCGGGAUGCUAUAGGUGAGGCCUUGUCGAAUAGCGAGGUGGCAGAGCGGAUCUGGGCGGAGCCUAGCAACAGUUUCUGUGCCGACUGCGGGGCUCCCAAGCCGGAAUGGGCUGCCAUCAACUUGUGUGUGGUGGUCUGCAAACGAUGCGCAGGACAGCACAGAGGACUGGGUCCUAGCAUCUCAAAGGUUCGUAGUCUGAAGAUGGACAGAAAAGUCUGGACAGAGGAGCUUUUACAGGUGUUCCUGUUGCUAGGCAACGAGCGGGUAAACAGUUUCUGGGCAGCUAACAUCCCGCCAAGUGAAGCUUUGACACCCUCUAGCUGCAGCGAAGAGAGGCGACGCUUCAUCACCAACAAAUACCGCCAGGGCAAAUACAGGAAGUACCACCCUCUGUACGGAAACCAGAGAGAGCUCAACAAUGCUCUAUGUAUAAAUGUGCAGUGCAGUGAUGUUCUGGAGACAUUAAGCCUGAUUUUCUGCGGUGCAGAUGUAAAUUGUUCAACUGGUAUGGCGAGUUGGCCCACCCCUCUCUCCCUGGCCAACGCACACUCACAACCUUUACAGGCAGAGUUAAUUAGCCACAAUCUCAACACAGAGCUACCACGGUUAGAAGUGGGCGGAGAAAUGGAACCAUGGGUCACAUCACAUUACCCAACAGCACCUUGUGUGUCUCACAAUGGCUUCCUGUUCAAGACGGGAUCUAUGGCGCGAGCUAUCACAGAGCGCAAGGCCAGAGAGGAGUUCAGUCGUCGCUGGUGCACGCUGAAUGAUGGCACUUUCAGCUACUAUGAGAGCGACAAGAACUCGAACCCGAACGGAGUGCUGAAGGCUUCAGAGAUAGUGUGUUUGGCUGUCGACACUCCUGAGAAACAUGGGUAUGAACAUACCUUUGAGCUCUACUCAGAGUCAGAGCGUCUCUAUCUGUUUGGCACUGAUGACCCAGAUAGCCACAAGGAAUGGGUCAAGUCUAUUGCCAAGAGCUUCAUCCCAGCCACUGCAGAACCUUUACUGAGGUUGAGCUUUGUGCGGAUUGGGCGACUGAAGUGUAAAGAUGGCUUGAACCUACAAACAUCCAAGGUUGGCUGGUUUGCUCUGGUAGGCUCCACACUUCAUGCCUACCUGGCAGACAGCCAGGGAGAGGAGAUCCACCUCCGCAAGCUGAAUGAACUCUCGAUUCAACAAGAUAAUGAGGUGCUGGUUCUGGUGGAGAGAGGCAGAACUCUGUACAUAGAGGGAGAGAGGAAGUUGGACUUCGCCGGCUGGUGUGCGGCUAUCCAGGCGGCAGCAGGGAGUGGAGGAGACACACUGAGCCAGCAGCAGCUGACAGAGACAGACAUACCUGUUAUAGUACACAGCUGCAUCGGCUACAUCACACAGUGUGGCUUGACUUCUGAGGGGAUAUAUCGUAAGAGCGGUGUGAACUCCCGUGUGGCCGCACUGUGCGAGAAAUUCCGUCAUGAUGCUCGCAGUGUUCGUCUGAGGGAGGGAGAGCACCAGGUGGACGACGUCUCUAACACACUCAAACGCUUCUUCAGGGAGUUAGGAGAGGGACUGUUCACGUCAGAGGAUGGCAGUACCUGGCUCAGUACUGCUGCCAUUCAGGAUGAAAGUAUGAAAAUCUCCCAGUACCAGCUACUGUUGAACAGACUGCCUCAUGUCAACAAGGCUACACUACAAGCCCUUAUCAACCACCUCUAUUGCGUGCAGCGUUUCUCUGAGAUGAACCAGAUGAACCUCCAUAACCUGGCCAUAGUGUUCGGUCCCACACUGUUCCAGACUGAUGGGAAGGACUACACUGCGGGUCGUGCCAUAGAGGACCUCAUACAGCACUACACGCUCAUCUUUGAGGUGGAUGAGCAGCAGCUAAAGAAGCAGCUUGAGGAGAUCACUGUUAUCAUCCAAGUGCGAGAGAAGCUCAACACAAAGUUUCCUAGUACUGAACCUGGCGGACACUUCAUCUGUACUGUGUACCUGGAGGAAAAGAAGGACACAGCAGAGCAACAUGUCAAGAUCCCUGGUUCUAUGACAGCAGCAGAGCUGUCCUGUGAGGUCCUAGAUCGGCGUAACAUCCCUGUUAAAGACAAAGAGUACUGGAGCUGCUGGGAGGUCAGCGACAAGGAGGAAAUGGAACGUCCACUGCACUAUCAGGAGCGAGUCUUACCCAUCCUUCACUCCUUUGGCACUGACUCCCAUCUGCUCAUUAAGAAACAUGUCGCUAUGGACUCAAUGAUCCUCUACCUGGCUAGUAAAGUGGAUGCAUCCAAGCAUGGGAUGAUGAAGUUCAGAGAAGAGCGAAGCAUCUUGGGAUUGGGACUUUCCACUGGAAGUUUCCAUGACCGAUAUUUCAUCCUUAAUUCCAACUCUCUCAGAAUGUACAAGGAAGUCAGAAGUAACCGUCCAGAACGUGAGUGGCCAGCAAAAAACCUAAAGGUCUACCUGGGUAUUAAGAAGAAGCUCCGUCCUCCCACAUGUUGGGGACUGACGGUGGUGUAUGAAAGUAAGAAACAGGAGAAGCCAGAGAGACAGCAGUGGUAUCUCUGCUGUGACACUCAGUCAGAAAUGAGGGAGUGGUAUGCUACUUUUCUCAGUAUCCAGUACGAUGGCGACGUGUGGCCUCAGGAUGGACUCAAGCAGACACGGGUGAGCCGCGUGUUACCGGACACGCGUCAUGGUAACGUGUCUCUGAUACCACUGCGUGGCAGUGAGAAUGAGAUGCGGAACAGCGUUGCAGCUUUCAGCCAAGACCCGCUUGCUCUCUUUAGAGAUGUUCGAUAAGGGUCGCUGCAAGACAGGGCAGACGGUCAGCCUCAGAUGACCUCUGAACAUCCGGGUGAAGACAUCAUUCUCUACUGUAAGGUCCACAAUGACGGACACUGUUUGUGGAUUAUGGCCUUACACUGCCGUCUGUUCCUUCUGAAUAUGAACUGGACCAUAAUGGACAACAGGAUCACAUGAAAAAUUAACCUCCAAUGGUGCACAAAUGACUUUUACUUUACUUUAUGUCCAGUAAAAGCAGCUGGGAGCUGUGGCAUUAAAAAUGGAAGAGAGACAGUUUGAUGGACCACAAUCACCCUGAAGAUUUCCUAACUGGCUUCCAGCUCAUGUGACAAGUCUGCCCCCAACUGCAUUGCAUUAUGGGACAGAGGCAUGAAAGACAUGAAGAGAGAAACUUUAUUUUCUUUCUUGUUUGUUUUCAGAAAAGAAUCUGGUUAUUCUAGGCAGUAGCGCUUCUAGGCACACUAGUGCUUAACAUAUAUAUAUAUUUUUUUUCAAAUAGAAGUUGAAGUUUAUUCACUUGCAGUUGUCGCUGAAUCUGAUUUAUUAUGUUCUGUUGUUUUUCGCUCUCUUUCUCUACUAUUGCUCAAAGAAUUGUUGGGAUAGUCCUGCAGUUGAAAAUUGCUCUUGUAAGCAAAGCUGAUGUCAUAGGAGACAGUGACACUGAUUUUAUCCCCAGUUCCACAGGGACGGAGAGAAAAGCAGAGAAAGGACAGAUGAUGGAUCUGUGUCUGUUACUCCACAGGACAUUUGCCAGUACUGUGCAAAACCUCUGCCAGAGUUGCAUAUUAGUCGUCUGCAUAUGUGCACCAGUGUGUAUACAGUAUGUAUGAUUGUGUGUAGGAGUGUUUGUGAGUGGAAGUUUCACAUACUUGUUGUAUGAAAUUGUGUCUUUUGGAGAGUGAAGGAAGGAGUUGUGCUGAAAAUAUCAAUUUUCUCAAGAUUAAAAGAAGAGGGCAAAAUGUUUUUUUCCACAAACUGUAAGACGUAAUAUACAGUACAUGGGCAGUUUUGUUAUUAACCAUCAGUAUUUAUGAAGUUUUAGAUUAUGAUUUAGUCAUAUUGGGAUCAGUGUGUCUUUUAUUUGUCCAUUAUACAUAGAUUCUUUGCAACAGUAUAUUGUUGUAGUCUGUUCAUCAAAACCCCAACACAGGGCACAGGACUUCCUAUCUGUAAGCACAAGAAACAAAUUAAACUACAUUAUAGUCUCCUAUCAUGUAAAUAGUCAGCCAUGAAGCAAUCUGUAUUAACUGUACUAAUGUGUCAGUUAAUUGUCAGUUGCCUUUGUACCACCUGUAAUGUUUUCCCCUUGUAAAGAUUUUUCUUUUUUUAUUUAUUUGGACAGCACAGGACGCUAGCUGCUGUGCUGCAGCUGCUCCACCUCUGCUGAUCGGCAUGUUCAGCUAAGUGUUAGUUUUAAACACCUUUUAAACAAUGUGUGUGUGUGUGUGUGUGUGUGUGUGUGUGUGUGUGUGUGUGUGUGUGUGUGUGUGUGUGUGUGUGUGUGUGUGUGUGUGUGUGUGUGUGUGUGUGUGUGUGUGUGUGUGUGUGUGUGAGAGAGAGAGUAUGUGAUUAGCUGCCCUCCAGCCCAGACCUCAACAGGAGUCUAGAGAAGACUGUAACAGGAUUACACUUCCUGUAGAAAAUAUUCAUUCCCUCCAUGUACUUUCUUUCAUGUUUUAUUGUUUUCAGCGUUGAAUUACUGUAGAUGUAUGGUAAGGGCUUUUGACACUGACCACCAGAAAAAGUGAAAGCAGAUAUUUAAACACAAAAUAAUUGUUUGUACAAGUAUUCAGACUUUUUAAAACAAUAAGUUAUGUUGCUGUGCUCACAGUACGCUCCCACAAACGUUUGACUGAAUUAAGGUUUGGGCUGUGCAACCUCAACUCAUCAGACAGAAUAAUCCUAAUCCACUUUGUCUGUUGUCUAUAUGCCUUCAAACUUCUUUCCACAGCCAUAAAGCCCCAGUUGCACUCUGGUGCCCUGUUUACACACGUUGUUACACAGUUGUGUUCCAAUUAUGCCAUUUCCUUUCCAUUAUUUUUUAUGUUGGAUCUUACUCCACUUAAAUGGGUAAUUUAGUUCUCUGGAAGUAUUCUUGCAUCCUUCCCUCACAGAUAUGAAUGUUCCUUUGUCGUCAUAGCUUUUAUAGGAAAUUGAAAUCGGGGUGUUGGAGCUUUCACAUGCAGGUGUAUUAAACUAAGUUACUUUUCACACCUGCCUUACUCACAAAUGAUCCCCUUUGCACUUGACUGCAGCCAUGUUGGGUGAAUGCAAUUAUUAUUUCCUGUUUUAUCUUUUUUAUGUUGAUCUCUAUCAAAACGUCGUUAGUCCACAGUGAUUCAAUGUUGUUAAACAGUAAAGUCAAAGUCCAACAGGCGGUGAUGGAUACUUUUUAUAAGCAGUGUACAUUCUCUCUCCGUCUGACUGUUUUCUUAUUCUGUUACUCUGCAUUUUACUGAUUUUGCAUCUCUGAAACUCUAAUAAACACAUUCAGCUAGU